Messenger RNA from Oncorhynchus kisutch (coho salmon), 8582 nucleotides. RefSeq names its product protein dopey-2. The record is from RefSeq and is a predicted model, not a curated record. Gene Ontology annotation, cellular component: trans-Golgi network; endosome. NCBI's taxonomy places the organism in Eukaryota, Metazoa, Chordata, Actinopteri, Salmoniformes, Salmonidae. The coding region runs from base 315 to 7352 and encodes 2345 amino acids. The transcript is spliced from 36 exons. Gene Ontology annotation, biological process: Golgi to endosome transport.
CUCCGAAGAUCAGGAAGUGCGCUCUCCGUGCUCCAAUCGCUCUCUGUGAAUCAGCUGAGUUUGGGCUUUCCACCCAGUUGCGUUUAGCAUGAUCUGCACGAGAGAAAUUGGAAACGCACCCCCCCACCUAACGGUUGGUUGACCGUUUCUCAAAGCUUCAGUUACAGAACGGACGCUACACCCAGAACCGUUAACAUUCGCCGGUUUCCCGGGAUUUAGUGACAUUUGUUGGACGCACGCGAAUGGUCAGCUCAAACCCGAGCUUGUUUUGCAGUUGACACAGGCUGAGUAUGCUGGGGUGUGAGUGAGGCAUCAUGGAUCCCGAGGAGCAGGAGCUGCAGAAUGACUACCGUUACCGUAGCUACGCGGCGGUCAUCGAGAAAGCCCUGCGGAACUUUGAGUCGUCCAGCGAGUGGGCUGACCUCAUCUCCUCUCUGGGCAAACUCAACAAGGCCCUGCAAAGUAACCUGCGCUACUCUCUGCUGCCCCAGAGGCUGAUCAUUGGGAAGCGUCUGGCCCAGUGUCUGCACCCGGCCCUGCCCAGUGGAGUGCACCUCAAGGCCUUAGAGACCUAUGAGAUCAUCUUCAAGAUCAUCGGCACCAAAUGGCUGGCCAAGGACCUCUUCAUCUACAGCUCAGGACUGUUCCCGUUGCUGGGCCAUGCUGCGAUGGCGGUGAAGCCAGCCCUGUUGACGCUGUAUGAGCGCUACUACCUCCCUCUACAGAGGGCCUUACUGCCCAGCCUACAGGCCUUCAUCACUGGACUACUGCCUGGCCUGGAGGAGGGGGCUGAUGUCUAUGACAGGACGGAUGCGUUGCUAUUGAAGCUGUCUCUGUUAGUGGGCCAGCAAGUGUUCUAUGGGGCUCUGUGGGGCAGUGUGUUGGUCAGCCCUCUGGUCCGGCUACCCGCCUCUCUCUUCAUUGUCACACACUUCGACCGCUUCACCCCACCGCGCCAGCAGAGAUGCAUGCUGGGAUAUAACAACCGCUUGGUGAUGAAGGCGUUGUGUCUGUCUCUGCAGGACUCUAAUGUUCUGGUGCAGAGGAACAUGUUGGAGAUCCUGCUAUACUUCUUCUCCUUGGCCACCUGCCUGGAUCCAACAGAAGGCAGUAUUCCUAUGACCAGGGAGGACACGAUCACAGUGGUGUCUGCUGCUUCCCUCACGCUGCUCCGCAGAGACAUGUCCCUCAACAGACGCCUCUACGCCUGGCUGCUAGGCACAGACAUUAAGGGAGGUAUGAUUGCUGCAGACCCUGACCUCUCCAUCUCCAUGGAGGAACACACAGCCUUCUACUUCAACACCCACUCCAGAGAACUCCUAGUGCAGGCUUUGAUCAACAUCCUGAAUCAGAAAGAUGUGGAGGCAGACCCGGAGAGCGUGAUUGGUUAUCUCCGACCCUUCCGCAUCAUCAUCAGCCUAAUGGAUAAGCCAGAGAUAGGUCUUCUGGUGGUGGACAGUGUGUUAUUGGAGGCAGUGAGAGCGUUCUACAGCUACUGCAGAGAGAUGCUGGGAGAGGAGUCUAUCACCAGCACUGGCCUGACGGGCAAACAACUAACCAGUAAAAUAAAAGAAAACAAGAAUGCGUCAGAGAUCAUAAAGACAGUGAACAUGCUGGUGAGCUCCAUGAACAGUGAUUUCCUGUGGGAUUACAUGACCUGCCACUUCUGCACUUGCCUCAGUGACCUAGCUGACCUGCCGCUACCCACUCUGCAGUAUCAGAGUGCCUCUCCUGCUCCCUCUGUCACAGAGAUCUCUACCCUCAUCAUAUUUCUAAUGGAUGUUAUCCCUCUGGAGCUCCAUGCUGACAUCCAGUCUCAGUUCCUGCCCCAGAUGUUGUGUCGCAUGCUGCACACGCUCUGCACCCACAUGAAUACCCUGGACUUAUUGGAGCUCACGCAAGGCCUGGACGCCUGCUUCAAGGUGCUCAGUAAGAUCCAGAUGCCUGUGGCUUAUAUGGACAUGGAGGAGUCACAGACACAGGAAGUGGAGGCACAGGAGGAGAGCUUUGAAUAUGUUCAGUACAAUGACAGUGAUGAGGAGGAUAACGAUGAAGAUGCUGGUAAGGUCAACGGUAACCAUGACAACACAGAACAAGAGGAAGAACCUAAACUGAAUGGGGUUAUGGAGCACGAGAUUGGUCCAGGAGAGGGAGAAAGCCCCUUCCUGCCCCUUCGGUCUGAAGACAGCGGAUUGGGCAUCAGCGCCUCGCCGUCAGAGCUGCACCUCCUACCAGGGGCGGGCCUGGGCCCUGAGGAGGCAGGGAUUGUGAAAGAGGGAGAGGGUGUGUGGAGGAAGGGGGGCAGUGUGGAGACCAUAACCCAGUAUCUGCAGGAUAUCCUGGCCUUCAUCAUCAGCAGGUACCUGCUGGUUCAGGUGGAGGAUGUCAGGGGGCAGGAGGAGGCUGUACAACCCGACCCCGCUGCCCUCUCCCCUGGUCGGAAGUCCUCGUUCCGGGAGGGCCCUCAGAUCACCACCACCCAGAUCAAAGACAAGCUAGCCGAGCUCUUCACCCCCAACAAACACAAACCACGUGCCACCUCAGACCCCCCUGUCCCAGACCCCCCUACAGAGAGGAAGAAGGGGCGAAGGUGUGCGGGAGGAGGGGUGGACUGGGGGGCAGGGUACAUGCCCCGGAGCAGAGCGGAGAUUUCGGAGGAGUGUCGACAGGCGUUCACGGCAGCGUGCCACCUUCUGUUGGAGUCUACCACCUUCCCCCUGUACCUGAGUGAGGGGGAGAGCCAUGGGCUCUAUAAUGACAUGUUCAACCAUACAGGCAGUGACGUAGACAGCCUGCCUGUGUGGCUGAGGUCCUUGAUGACUCUGUGUUGCCUGUCGAGGGACUACCACGUGCAGCACAUGGCCAUGUCGUCUCUGCUGGAGCUCAUCAACCACUCACGGUCCCUGGCCCUGGUCAUUCAGGACAAGACCAGGCGCUACCAGGCCAGCGAUGGUAACCCUCUCAGUGGGCGGCUGCAGAUGGUCACUAUGCCCCCCAUCUACCCAGGUCUGCUAAGCACCAUCGAGCAGGGCACAGACUACUACCAGAUCAAGAAUGUUCGUCAUAUGAUGCUGCUGCCUUCAGUUGAUCCAAAUGAACACCAAUCAUCCUCACCUCUAACCUUAGAACUCUGUGACCCCAUGCAGCGGGUGGCCCAGGUGUUGUGGGGUCAGCUGGACGUGGAGCGUCGAGAGCAGCACACCUCCAGUGUAGAGCUCUUCUAUCGGCUCCACUGCUUGGCCCCCUCUGCAUCCAUCUGUGAGGACAUCAUCUGCCAGGCUUUAUUGCACAGAGACAAGGCUGUACGGUUGGAGGCCCUACACAGGUUCUCAGUGCUGUGGCACCUGACCAGGGACAUCCAGUCAAACCGGACCAUGUCUCUGAACCGCUCAUUUGACCGGUCUCUGUGUGUGGUGGUGGACUGUCUGAACAGCCCAGAUGGUUCUGUGAGUGCUGCAGCCCAGUGCUGGCUGGUCAGGGCUCUCUCCCUGCAGGAUGUGGUCCGCAUCCUGGAGCCUGUUCUGCUGCUGCUGCUCCACCCCUCCACCCAGCGCUGCACCAUCCAGAGUGUCAAACAGAACCUCACCGCAGGUAUUCUGAAAGAUUUAAAGAGCAGAAUUCGAAGCACUGCCAACAGUUACACGAACGCCAUAACAACCAGUACCCAAACAGAUGAAGGUACACUGGGUCACAUGAUCCUGGUGGACCGGGAGGCCCUGUGGGGGGAGCUAGAGCAUGACCCGGAGACAACCAAACCACCGGCCGACUCCACGGGGGUGUCUCGCAGCAAUAGCGAAGCUACAGAGGAAGAAGACGAACCGGAGGAAGUGGAGGAGGAGGAGAGUGUACACACCGAGUCGAGCGGCGUCCAGGUCUCCACUGAGAACUCUAGCUCUGGCUCCGCCCCUUACGGUAGUAGUGUAGAAGAAGGAAGCAUGGUCAACGGCCUGAGGAGGAUGGAAUCGGAACACACGCAGGCGUCAGAUUCGCUGUCGAGCGAGGAGGAGGAGGACUUGGAGCUUGAAGCCAUGGCUCGGUCACGUCUCCUCAAACAGGAGCGUGAGAAGCGGGAAGCCAUCGACUCUAUGUUCCGCCAUGUUCUGCUGUACUCUGUGGCCGGCGGCUGGCCCCGUCUGCUCCACGGCCUGGCCCUGCUGGACAGCCUGUUGAGGAGCAGUGCCCAGCAGCCACUAGUGAAUGCCCUCUCCUCCACCUCCCUGGACACCAGCUCAGCUGCACACCUCAAUCUGGUCUCCAACCUGCUCCAGCGCCACCAGCAGGCCCAGGACGGAAGAGGCUUCUACGGACGCCUACUCUCGCCCUCCAGUCCCCUCUCCCUGCUCAUCGAGCUGAUGGUGUCCCUGUGCCUGAAGUUCCUGCGCUCCCACUACCCAUCUUACCUCACUCUGGACCCCAGGGAGCUGCAGGGGAACAGAGAGGUCCAGGUGAAGAGCGUGGGGGUGCUGACCCGCCUGGUGACCCAGCUGGGGAUUGUGGCGCGGGGCCAGGGAGACACCUCCACGCAAGGGGAGGCUGGCGUCAGCCCAGAGCCCAUCUGUAAGCUGCUGGCCAGGUGUAAGGUGCAGCAGUACGCCCUCCUCACCCUCUCAGCCUCCAUGUACAUUAGCCAGAGAGGAACGGAGAAGGGCUCUGCCAUGGGGGGUGUAGAUCUGUUAGAUGAACAGGUAGGUCUGUCUGAGGAGAGUCUGGUGAAUCUGGGAGGGGCAGGGGGACAAGAGCAGUACCCCUUACAGAUGGAGCUGCUCAAGCUCCUACAGGCCCUCAUCGUCCUGGAGUACCACGUGUGGCCAGGGGAGUCUGGUUCGACCCUGCACUCCGAUGAGCCCCGUGACUCCCCUGCCCCCUCAGCACUAGCACGGGAAUGGCAGACAGCGGUUCUGUUCCAACAGUCCAUCAAGGCAGCUCAGUACGUCCAAACCCAGCCCAUCACAGCCCAGGGGAUGUUUGUGUCUGCUGCAGCCCGGGCUUUACAGCCGCAGUACGGCUAUGCCAUGCACCCCCACUGGGUGGCGCUGCUUUGCUCGUCUCUGCCCUACCUGGGGCGCUCGCUGGGCAUCAUCGUGGCUCCUCUCAUCACUCAGAUGUGCAGGAACCUGGAUGAGCUGGUCAAACAGUACGACGGGGGGAAGGCUACACAGAGUCUGAUUGGCAGGAAGGAGAACAUCACUCCUGAUUAUCCUCUCACCCUACUGGAGGGACUGACCACACUCACUCACCACUGUCUACUGGACAACAAGAAGUCCCUGGUGGCUUGUGACCCUGCAGACGUCCGGAAUGCCCGCAACGCUGUGAUUGAGGAGCUGCCGCACAUGCUCAGUAGCAUGGCUCUGCUGUGGGGUGUGGUCAAGAGGGAGGAGUCCCAGAGUAGGGGCUCAGACUAUUCCCAGACCGCCAGACACACCUCUACUUCUGUCUACUUCAGGAGCUCCAAGACCCUGAGACAGCGUGUGUUGGAAUUUCUGACUCCUCUGACGGGGCAGUACGGGGUGCAGCUAAUGGCCUCAGUGGGAGCUGUGUGGAGCAGCCGGAGGAACAGGAGGAGACACACCAAAAACAAAAUCUUACCUGUGGCCAGUGAGUCUCGUCUGACCAUCGUGGAUCUGGUGAAGUCCCUGGGCACUCUCAGUACAGAACAUAUCCUGCAAAUGGUCAAAGAGGUGGUGAAAAAACCCCACCAGAUCAAACGAGACCAGAAGUCCACCCUGGUAGACAUCCCCAUGCUACAGUUCAGCUAUGCCUACAUUCAGAGUAUUCCGGCACAGGCGCUCCAGGAGAACAUGGCACCCCUCCUCACUCUUCUCAGAGAAUCUGUGCAGCUCAACCUGGCCCCGCCCGGACACUUCCUGCUGCUGGGGAUCCUCAAUGACUUUGUAAACCGGCUCCCCAACCUAGACAAUAAGAAGUACACUAGGGAUAUGCAGGAGGUGACCCAGAAGAUCCUAGAGGCUGUGGGCGGGGUGGCGGGGUCAUCUCUGGAGCAGACCAGCUGGCUCAGCCGUAACCUGGAGGUCAAGAACCAGCCUCAGGUGUGUCCUGAGACAGAGGAGCCAUCCGACGAGCUGGACCUGGACCUCUAUGACUCUGAGGCUCAGGCCAGCACCAUGGUCUCUUCCUCAGCCCCUUCUGUGUACAGUGUGCAAGCCCUAGUGCUAUUGGCAGAGGUUCUAGCCCCUCUCCUGGACAUGGUGUAUCGCAGUGAUGAGAAGGAGAAAGCGGUUCCUCUCAUCUCUCGCCUCAUGUACUACGUCUUCCCCUACCUGAAGAACCACAGUGCCUACAACAUGCCCAGUUUUGGCGCAGGUGCCCAGCUUCUGAGCAAUCUGAGUGGGUACGCCUACACCAAGAGGGCCUGGAGGAAAGAGGCCUUCGAACUCUACAUGGACCCCCUCUUCUUCACCAUGGACGUCUCCUGCACCCCCCACUGGAGGUCUAUCAUCGACCACCUGCUGACCCAUGAGAAGACCAUGUUCAAAGACCUCAUGAGCAUGCAGAGCAGUUCUCUGAAGCUGUUUCCCAGUGUAGAGCAGAAGCCCAUGUUACUGAAGCGUCAGGCCUUUGCUAUGUUCAGUGGAGAGUUAGACCAGUACCACCUCUACCUGCCCCUCAUCCAAGAGCGGCUGACAGAGGCUCUGCGUAUGGGUCAGACGCCCUCCCUCUCUGCUCAGAUGUUUCUGACAUUCCGUGUUCUUGUGCUGCGGAUCUCCCCCCAGCACCUCACCUCCCUCUGGCCAAUCAUGGUCACAGAACUGAUCCGAAUAUUUGUUCGGCUGGAAAAAGCCUUGUUGGAAGAAAAAGAGGUGUCAAAGUUGACCAAAGUUGUACGUGGGGCCAUUGGGAAUGGGCCAUUGGCUUUCCCCCAGCCAGAGUUGGACAUGUACCUGUCUGCCUGCAAGUUCCUGGACACCGCCCUGGCCUUCCCCACAGAGAAGAUGCCCCUCUUUCAGAUGUAUCGCUGGGCCUUUGUUCCAGAAGUGGAUACGAGCUGCUACAGUGGCCCGGAGAAUAGUCUCCUGGAGGGAGAGCAGGAGUGCAAACCCCAUAUUGUCAAAGUACUAGAGGCACUACACCAACGCUACGGAAUGCUGAACGGGCUGAGCGAGGAGUCCUCUACGGAGCGUCUGGAGUUCCCCCUCCUCACCCGUCGCUUUCUCACCUCCAUCACCCAGCUUGCUCCCUUCCUCCAUACACUCUGCUGUUCCUUCCAGGGCACUUCACCCAGCAGCCCUCCAGAUUACCCUGUGACAGACUACCCUGCAGCCAGCGCUGACCAAGUCCUGAAGAGACUGGAGCACAUCACUGAGGAAGAGUUCCUAGACUCCAUGGAGAGUUAGAACUCCACCAAGGAUCUAGAUCUUAGAACGUAGAGGAAAUGAGAACUAGAACCAUAUAAAUGGAAUGUGUAGAAUGGGCACAACCACUGAAAGCGAUGUUGUAUUGUAAGCAUAUGCCAGCUAAAUGGUCAUAUUUUGGGAUGUUCUUUUGAAUUUUGAAUUGUUUACCUUACCUGGUUGAGAUUUAACACGUCUAUAUAGGAUAUUCUACAUUUGAGAUACUCUAAAAUAAUCUAGAAUUAACUGACACAAACUGGAAUGGCAGUUGGGGCGGCAGGUAGCCUAGUGGUUAGAGCGUUGGACGUGUAACCGAAAGGUUGCAAGAUCGAAUCACCGAGCUGACGAGGUAAAAAUCUGUCGCUCUGCCACUAAACAAGGCAGUUAACCCACUGUUCCUAGGCCGUCAUUGAAAAUAAGAAUGUGUUCUUAACUGACUUGCCUAGUUAAAUAAAGGUGAAAUACAUUUUGAAAAUUAGGCUCUCUCUGAGUACAAGUCUGAAUGUGCUGACUUAAAAUAAGAGUAGUACUGAUACUAACUAGCUUUUCGAGGCGACACUGGUCAUAAGAAGCACCACUGUAACCAAAGAGUGGGACAGCAGUACUGACUACUAAUUGCUCUACAAAGCUCUCCAUAAACCUGCUCCCUACUAUUAGCAUAUGUUGUAAUAUAUUCCAAUGAGACAGGAGUAGAUGAGUAUACCUGCUGGUCAGUGACUAUGGGACCUCUAAGGCUUUUAAUAGAGGAUGGUUGAUUUUUUUAUGUUUAAAAGGUCUGCUUGUCAUCAAUCAUGUCACAGUUUUAUUUGUGGGUAAAUUCUUUAAUGUGAUUUGUGUGCACAGUAAUACCUCUAGAUAUCUAAUAAGUUAAAUAACGUGUGGUAUCUGUUCAUGGGGAGUCUCUAUUUUUAGGUGUUUUGUGGAAUGUUUGGACAUAUGGUGCUUUCAAAGCAACUCAGAAUCUCUGAAAUUUGACUUGGAAACUAGUUGUAGAAUGAUGAGGCCCAAGUUUCUAGAAUCAACCAAUAGGAAGCUCUAUGCAAACAAAUGUAAAUUGACUCAGAGGUUCAGUUUACCACUUGUCAUGAAUACACCAUUACCACUCAACGCAAUUUUAUUCUUCAAAUGUGAAUGCUUAACUAAACUAUGUAAAUGUUUGACCUCCUGAAAAUGAUUACUUGUUAAUAUCCAAAUUAAUAUAUCAUGGUCUGCAAAUAAAAACAUUUAAAAAUG